AUGGGGUUGGAAGGACGGGGCAAGGUGCAGCCGUUCGCCGUGGCUGCCGAGCACCCAGCACAGCAGGCGAGGUGCAGUGCGUCCGCAGACCUUACCUGGAGCGUUUGCACUCCCAGGGUUAUCAAUGCCGAGAAGUCGGAAUUCAACGAGGACCAGGCGGCCAGCUGUCAGAUCUCCAUCCGGAGGAGAGAGCCAGGCCUGGAGGAGGAUGAGGAAUGGCUGAUCCUGUGCUCCACGCAGUUUCUGACUGGUUACUACUGGGCACUCUUUGAUGGCCACGGUGGCCCAGAAGCUGCCAUCAUCGCCUCCAACUAUUUGCACUACUGCAUCAAGCAGAAGCUGGAGGAGGUUGUGGGAAGCAUCACAGAGGCCCGUCCCCCCAUGCAUCUGAGCGGACGCUGUGUUUGCGACAGCGACCCCCAGUUCGUGGAGGAGAAGCACAUCCACGCCGAAGACCUGGUGGUGGGAGCCCUGGAGAACGCCUUCCAGGAAUGCGAUGAAGUAAUCGGCCAGGAGAUGGAAGCUACGAACCAGACGGGAGGCUGCACUGCUCUGGCUGCCCUUUAUUUCCAGGGAAAGCUGUAUGUGGCUAACGCUGGAGACAGCAGGGCGAUUCUUGUUCUGAAGGACAACGUUGUGCCCAUGAGCUGCGAGUUCACACCCGCGACAGAGAGGCAGCGAAUCCAGCACUUGGCUUUUCUUUUCCCCAAGCUCCUGGAUGGUGAGUUCACGCGCUUCGAGUUUCCACGGAGGUUGAAGGGAGAUGACGUGGGCCAGAAAGUCCUGUACCGGGAUUACUUCAUGGAGGGCUGGGGAUACAAGACGGUGGAGAAAGCCGACCUCAAGUAUCCUCUUGUCCAUGGUCACGGGAAGCAGGCUCGCUUGCUGGGGACUCUGGCUGUCUCUCGAGGUCUGGGGGAUCAUCAACUCAAAGUCAUCGACACCAACAUUGAAGUCAAACCUUUCCUCUCCUGCAUUCCCAAGGUGAAUAUAUUUGACUUUGCUCUGCAUGCCAUUAAGGAAGAUGAUGUCCUCAUCAUGGCAACUGAUGGCCUGUGGGAUGUUCUGUGCAACAAAGAGGUGGCCCAUAUGGUCAGGAGCUUCCUUGCAGAAAACAGGACAGAUCCUCACAGAUUCUCAGAACUGGCCAAGUGCUUGGUAUGCAGAGCAAGGGGAAAGAAGAGAGGCCACCAGUGGAUGCUGGAUGACAGCCACGAGGCAUCCUAUGAUGACAUCUCUGUAUUUGUAAUUCCACUACACAACAGGGAUGAGGACUGA
Fulmarus glacialis (Northern fulmar) is the source of this 1278-nucleotide messenger RNA. RefSeq names its product protein phosphatase, Mg2+/Mn2+ dependent, 1M (gene PPM1M). The record is from RefSeq and is a predicted model, not a curated record. Gene Ontology annotation, biological process: protein dephosphorylation. The coding region runs from base 1 to 1278 and encodes 425 amino acids. The transcript has 9 exons. Lineage: Eukaryota; Metazoa; Chordata; Aves; Procellariiformes; Procellariidae. Gene Ontology annotation, molecular function: protein serine/threonine phosphatase activity.